Molecule: messenger RNA, 1588 nt
Organism: Galeopterus variegatus (Sunda flying lemur)
Lineage: Eukaryota; Metazoa; Chordata; Mammalia; Dermoptera; Cynocephalidae
Gene: ZACN
Product: zinc activated ligand-gated ion channel
Biological process (GO): monoatomic ion transmembrane transport; nervous system process; signal transduction
Cellular component (GO): synapse; membrane; neuron projection
Molecular function (GO): transmembrane signaling receptor activity; extracellular ligand-gated monoatomic ion channel activity; neurotransmitter receptor activity
Source: RefSeq, a predicted model, not a curated record
AUGGUUCUGCGGCUCCUGCUCCAUCUCACCUUCCUUGGACAUGGCACCAUCAGGCCCUUGAUCCAGGGACAUGGCUCCCACCUGCUGGCGGUCGCCUGGCCAUCCCUGUUCGACCUCAACUCACCCCAGGAGGUUCAGGACACCAUCCAGAUUCCGAACAACGGGAGUGCACCCCUGCUUGUGGACGUGCAGGUGUUCGUCUCCAACGUGUUUAAUGUUGACAUUCUGCGGUACACAGUGUCCUCCAUGCUGCUGCUUCAGCUGUCCUGGCUGGACACUCACUUGGCCUGGAAUGCUAGUGUGCAACCCCGGCAUGCGGUCACACUGCCCUGGGACUCACUCUGGACUCCCAGACUCAACAUCCAGCAGGUGCUCUGGGUGGACUGGAAGGACCAGAGUCCACAGGCCCGAGUCGACCAGGAUGGCCAUGUUGAGCUCAACUUGGCCCUCACCACAGAGACCAACUGUGACUUGGAGCUCCUCCACUUCCCCCGGGACCAGAGCAACUGCAGCCUCAGCUUCUACACACUCAGCAACACUGUGACAGAGUUGGAGUUCCAAGCCCACGUGGUGAACAAGAUUGUAAGUGUAAAGAGAGAAUAUGUAGUUCAUGACUUGAACACCCAAGUCCCACCCCAGUGGCUGGUGCCCUGCUUCCAGGUGAUGUUGAGCCUGAAGAACACAGCACUAAAGUCCAUCAUAGCUCUGUUGGUACCUGGGGAGGCGCUGCUAUUGGCUGUGUGUGGGGGACUGCUGCCCCUCCGGACCACAGAGCGCAUUGCCUACAAGGUGACACUACUGCUGGGCUACCUCGUCUUCCAUUCCUCCCUGGUGCAGGCCCUGCCCAGCUCCUCUUCCUGCAACCCGCUGCUCAGUAAGCCUUGCUCCCUCACCUGGCCCACUUCAUUCCUCCCACACCUGCUCAGCUCCUUGGCCCCUGACCAUCCUCACCACUCUCCCCCUGCAGUUUACUACUUCACCAUCCUGCUGCUGCUCCUCUUCCUCAGCACCAUAGAGACUGUGCUGUUGGCAGGGCUGCUAGCCCGGGACAGCCUUGAGGCCAAGAAUAGUACCAGCCCUGCCCUGAGAGGGGGACAGCAAGAUCACGAGAACUUGGGGCCUAAUCCUGAAGAAGCCCCCAGAAGAGCGAAGGGGUCAAGGAGCAGCUGGGCUGAGGCUGCUGACCACAUCUUCUUCCUCAUGUACGUGGCGGGGGUGGUGUGCAGCCAGUUCAUCUUCGCUGGAAUCUGGAUGUGGGCAACGUGCAAAUCUGAACCUGCCCCUGGCAGGGCUGCUCCCAGGCUGCAGCCCACGCCAUGACGGGGCAGGGCAGCCCACAUUUCUGGGCUGAAGGGGGAUUUCUCUGUCCCCAGCUCCGAGCGAGGCUGGAGAUAGGGUUGUUCUGCCCCCCACUCCUGGUCCACCGGAGGCACCUGUGGGCACAAGUCUCUGCCUUCUUUCCCUUCUUUCCUGUUUCAGAAGCCAUCAGGUGGCCCCUGCAGGCGGUGGUCAAGGUCACAAAACCUAAGGUGUGAAGGGACCCCUGUGUUCUGAGAGAGUGUUGGCUUGGAGGGGAACAUGGGCUGCA